Pteronotus mesoamericanus is the source of this 2256-nucleotide messenger RNA. RefSeq names its product choline/ethanolamine phosphotransferase 1 (gene CEPT1). Gene Ontology annotation, molecular function: ethanolaminephosphotransferase activity; diacylglycerol cholinephosphotransferase activity. The coding region runs from base 263 to 1513 and encodes 416 amino acids. Gene Ontology annotation, cellular component: endoplasmic reticulum membrane; Golgi apparatus. Lineage: Eukaryota; Metazoa; Chordata; Mammalia; Chiroptera; Mormoopidae. The transcript is spliced from 10 exons. The record is from RefSeq and is a predicted model, not a curated record. Gene Ontology annotation, biological process: phosphatidylethanolamine biosynthetic process.
UUACGGCAAUCGCGAAAGUGUCGUGAAGGUGCUGCCGCCCAACAGAGUCACCCAGUCGGCUGGAGGCGGAGGUCUUAAUUCUAGCUCUGUGCUUAUUGGGGUGCGGGGUGACAGAGACAAGACGUCCUGGACACGUUUCAAUACUGGAGUCAAGAGGCCCUAGGCCCUGCGUCACCGUCCACAUUCUCCUGGUAAAUACCAGCCACAAAAAGCUAUAAAACAAGAUAAAGUAUUCUCUCCAAAUAAAAGAAAGCCAAAGUCCAUGAGCGGGCAUCGAUCAACAAGGAAACGAUGUGGAGACUCUCACCUCGAGUCCCCUGUGGGCUUAGGGCACAUGAGUACUCCAGGGUGUAUAUUGAACAAAUUGUUUCAGUUGCCUACACCCCCACUGUCAAGACACCAGCUGAAGCGGCUAGAGGAGCACAGGUAUCAGAGUGCUGGACGGUCCCUGCUUGAGCCCUUAAUGCAGCGGUACUGGGAAUGGCUAGUGGGAAGAGUUCCGUCCUGGAUUGCCCCGAAUCUCAUCACCAUCAUUGGGUUGUCAAUAAACAUCUGCACAACUGUUUUGUUAGUCUUCUACUGCCCCACAGCUACAGAGCAGGCCCCUCUCUGGGCCUACAUUGCCUGCGCAUGCGGCCUGUUCAUCUACCAGUCUUUGGAUGCCAUCGAUGGGAAGCAGGCAAGGAGAACCAACAGUAGUACUCCUUUGGGAGAACUUUUUGAUCAUGGUUGUGAUUCACUAUCAACAGUUUUUGUGGUUCUUGGAACUUGUAUUGCGGUCCAACUGGGGACAAACCCUGACUGGAUGUUUUUUUGUUGUUUUGCUGGGACGUUCAUGUUCUAUUGCGCACACUGGCAAACAUACGUUUCUGGAACAUUGCGAUUUGGAAUAAUUGAUGUGACUGAAGUGCAAAUCUUCAUAAUAAUCAUGCAUUUGCUGGCAGUGAUUGGAGGACCACCUUUUUGGCAAUCUAUGAUUCCAGUGCUGAAUAUUCAAGUGAAAAUUUUUCCUGCACUUUGUACGGUAGCAGGGACCAUAUUUUCCUGUACGAAUUACUUCCGUGUAAUCUUCACAGGUGGUGUUGGGAAAAACGGAUCAACGAUCGCAGGAACAAGCGUCCUUUCUCCCUUCCUCCACAUUGGAUCCGUGAUUACAUUAGCUGUGAUGAUCUACAAGAAAUCAGCAGUCCAGCUUUUUGAAAAGCAUCCCUGUCUUUAUAUACUGACGUUUGGUUUUGUAUCUGCUAAAAUCACCAAUAAGCUUGUGGUGGCGCACAUGACUAAAAGUGAGAUGCACUUGCACGACACAGCGUUCAUAGGCCCAGCACUUUUGUUUCUGGACCAGUAUUUUAACAGUUUUAUUGAUGAAUACAUUGUACUUUGGAUUGCCCUGGUCUUCUCUUUCUUUGAUUUGAUCCGCUACUGCGUCAGUGUCUGCAAUCAGAUUGCGUCUCACCUGCACAUACAUGUCUUCAGAAUCAAGGCCUCUACAGCUCAUUCUAAUCACCACUAGGGGAGGAACUGCUGUUAGACAGGAAGCUCAUGUUUUCUGCAGGAAAGAAUCUGAGAGCGGGGAGGACAAGAACAAAUGUAAUUUAUAAUAAUCAAUGUUGUAUAACUUUUAUUCUUUGUUAUUGGUAACACUCCGUAACGGUCCUGUGUGAGAAUGGGAAUUCCAAGUCCUGCCCUUUAAAUUGAACAUGUUGAUAAUACAGGGUUUGGCCCAAGAAAGCGUGCAGGAAAAAAUGCGUGUUGGUAACUAUCUGGAUUCAGAAUAAAAUUGUCAUGGCGGGGCAGAUCCCCAGUGGCGAUUUCUUAUGUAGAAUAUUUGCAGGCCAAAAGACGGUUGCUUUACAAUUUUAACAAAUCAGCUAUCAGUGACAUCUUUGUUUAGUGUCUUCUCAACCUGUCUUUACUAAGGAGCUCAGCUUGCGGCACAGAUGUAUCCCACUAGCCUGUGAGGGGGACCUGGUGAUAAAGACCUUGAAUUUGGAUGGAAAGGUUUCCCAUCUUCGCACUGUGGAGGAAGUCAUUUUUUUUAUUGUUCUAGAAACUGUCUCUAGCGGGCUGGGGAACCCUGUCAGCAUGCCGAAUAAUGUGGUACCUUUGUUGAUCCAUUUUAUUUUUUUAAAUAAAUAUAUGAUCUGAAAGCCAGCCUUUUCCUCAGUUUUAUUCAGUGGAAAGAUAAACUAAGUUUUAAUGUCAUUUUUAAGAAUUUAAGCAAAAUUUAUUUCUGUUCUUUAAUAAAUAAGAAAA